GCCGUUUCAUGCCACUAGUAAUUUGUUUUUAAUUAUUUAUUUAUUGAAUUUUAUCCUCUAGAAUAACCAAUUUUAUUUAUUAGAAUAACUAAUUUGUUUCACGUCCCUUGUGUUAAGUAAAAAAAAACAACAAAAAAAUGAAUAAAUUACCACCAGCAGAGAUAAGACUUAUAGAAUCUGAAGCAUGCUCCUCGAGGGACCAGCAUGUUAGUUCGAACCCCUCGGAACACAGAGAAUUGAGACUUACGCGAACCAUACAAAAUUACAAUGUAGUUUUGCCAUUGUCGAGAGACUCACCCUUGCAAUCAAGUGCGGCCAACCCUGAGGAAAUAUCAACCCUUGUUCACCUUGUAUCAGGUGUCCCAUCGAAAUGUGUAUUCAAUAGAAAAAUCAAAGUAAAUCAUGAGCAAGGAGAGUGGAUUUUCAAGAACGAAGAAGAAACUGAAACAAGACAUGUUGCAUGGUGUGGUAGCCCUAUUAGAGAAAUUACAAGAAAUGAUGGAAACAAUCAUAGAUUAGAGAAGAACCCUCCUAGUCCUGACAGACGCGGUCAUUUGAAAAAAAAGUAUUGUUCAUAUUGCGGCAACAGAAGAUCCAGAUCACCAUCUUGUUCAGAAAACCAUUAUAGAAGUAAUUAAAAUUAUAUAAGAAAAAUAUACAUUAUUAUUUGUACUAUAAAAAAUUAAAAUAGGAACUUUUCUCUUAGUCUAAUGGCAGGAAUGAUGAAUUCUGUGUUGGUUGUUAAUCGUGUACUCGAACACUUCUCCCUGGCAGUAAAAGCAAGAGCCGCAAGGUCUGUGGCGUACCAUGUCGCCCUUAAAAUGGGUCUUGAGGCCUGUUACUGUUGGUGCAAAAAACAAGUUGCACUGCUGACAAUGGUAGUACUGUUCCCGUUGGUACUGUAAGGCUACAGCUUCGUCCUCAGGCUUGAACCUCGGAUGGAUAGCGUCGAAUUCCGUACGAGAUUCCUUUUUGAUGAAUUUUUCGUUUAUUUCUUUUGGGUUUUUCGACAUUGUUGUGUUAUUAUUUUAUUGUGGGUUUAGGC
Ceutorhynchus assimilis (cabbage seed weevil) is the source of this 1045-nucleotide messenger RNA. NCBI's taxonomy places the organism in Eukaryota, Metazoa, Arthropoda, Insecta, Coleoptera, Curculionidae. The record is from the annotation of a GenBank genome assembly.